Molecule: messenger RNA, 5398 nt
Organism: Amblyraja radiata (thorny skate)
Lineage: Eukaryota; Metazoa; Chordata; Chondrichthyes; Rajiformes; Rajidae
Product: dihydropyrimidinase-related protein 3-like
Exons: 15
Coding region: 131-2182 (683 amino acids)
Biological process (GO): actin crosslink formation
Cellular component (GO): cytoplasm; cytosol
Molecular function (GO): hydrolase activity, acting on carbon-nitrogen (but not peptide) bonds, in cyclic amides
Source: RefSeq, a predicted model, not a curated record
CACUUCCGUGUCAGGGGAUUUCAGAAGCAGUCUGCCACUAGCGGCUCUCCACAACUGACUCCUGACUCCCCAACACCUCUCUCUCCUCGUCUUCCCACUUUCCCUGCAUCUCUCCCCCCUCUCUAGGUCAAUGGCCGAGGACAGGCGGUGCCGGAAUAAUGAGGAUGAUCUGCCUGUGUACCUGGCCAGGCCGGGCACGACUGCCCAGGUCCCGCGGCAGAAGUAUGGAGGCAUGUUCUGCUCGGUGGAAGGGGCGUACGAGAGCAAGACUUUGGAUUUCGAUGCGCUCAGCUUGGGCCGCAAGAGUUCGCGGAGCUCAAGGAGCGCCGGCCAGUACGGCUCGUCCAGGGACAGCGAGGCUUCCAGCGACACGGCCAGCGUCGCCAGCGAGAGCCCGGGGUCGGCCGACAACCCGGGAGUGCAAAUCAUCACCGCGGGCGGCAAGGAGAGGCUGCAGAACCGGGAUGACCCACAGAGUGACCGACUGCUGAUCAAAGGAAGCCGGAUCGUCAACGAUGACCAGUCCUUCUAUGCUGACCUUUACAUGGAAGAUGGCCUCAUCAAGCAAAUAGGUGACAAUCUGAUUGUCCCUGGAGGUGUGAAGAUCAUCGAGGCAAAUGGCAUGAUGUUAAUCCCUGGAGGGAUUGACGUACACACCCACUUCCAGAUGCCGUACAAAGGGACCACCACUGUGGAUGAUUUUGUUCAGGGAACAAAGGCCGCCCUGGCUGGUGGAACCACGAUGAUAAUUGACCAUGUGAUCCCGGACCCAGAGAGCAGCAUCAUAGCUGCGUAUGAGAAGUGGCGGGAGUGGGCGGACAGCAAGUCCUGCUGCGACUAUGCCCUUCAUGUGGACAUCACUCACUGGAACGAAGGGGUGAAAGAAGAAAUCCAGACCCUGAUCAAAGACAAAGGUGUGAAUUCCUUCCUUGUCUACAUGGCUUACAAAGAUUUAUAUCAAAUGUCAAAUGCUGAGCUCUAUGACAUCUGCAAGUACGUGGGCGACCUUGGAGCGAUCAUACAGGUCCACGCAGAGAAUGGAGACAUCAUUGCCCAGGAGCAAAAGCACGUGCUGGAAAUGGGGAUCACUGGCCCAGAGGGGCAUGUGCUCAGUCGACCAGAGGAGCUGGAAGCAGAAGCUGUGUUUCGUGCAAUCACCAUCGCUGGCCAGACCAACUGUCCCCUCUAUGUCACUAAAGUAAUGAGCAAGACUGCGGCAGACAUCAUCGCCCAAGCCAAGAAAAAAGGAAAUGUUGUGUUUGGAGAGCCUAUCAGCGCCAGCCUUGGCACAGAUGGCACACACUACUGGAGCAAAAACUGGGCUAAGGCUGCGGCAUUUGUCACGUCACCACCUCUCAGUCCAGAUCCCACCACCCCUGAUUACCUGAUCUCUCUCUUAUCAAGUGGUGACUUGCAAACAGUGGGAAGUGCCCAUUGCACAUUCAGCACGGCACAGAAGGCGAUCGGAAAGGAUGACUUCACCCAGAUUCCCGAGGGUACAAACGGAGUCGAGGAACGCAUGUCCAUUAUCUGGGACAAGGCAGUGGCAACUGGUAAAAUGGACGAGAACAUGUUUGUGGCUGUGACAAGCACCAAUGCUGCCAAGAUCUUCAACCUGUACCCAAGAAAAGGCAGAGUCGCAGUUGGGUCCGAUGCUGAUCUCAUAAUUUGGGAUCCGGAUACAAUGAGGACCGUGUCUGCCAAAACCCACCAGUCGGCUGCCGAGUACAAUAUCUUCGAAGGGACAGAUUUGUGCGGGGCUCCUGUUGUUGUCAUUAGCAUGGGGAAGAUCGUGCUGGAAGAUGGAAAUCUGCAUGUCACCCCAGGAAAUGGCCGCUUUGUCCCCUGCAAGCCCUUCUCAGACUACGUACACAAGCGUAUCAAGGCACGGAAACAGUUGGCACAGGUGCGUGGUGUACCCAGAGGAAUGUAUGAUGGUCCAGUGCACGACUUAGGCACCCCCAAAGCAGGAACCCCCUCAGCUUCAGCCAAGACAUCUCCUUCGAAACAGCCCCAACCAGUUCGAAAUCUACACCAGUCUGGCUUCAGCCUUUCCGGAAGAACUUCUGAUGGUUUAACAAAAUCUAAUGCAGGAGCUCAAGUGGAUGACGGGCCUCGCCGCAGUGGUCACCGCAUCGUCGUGCCUCCCGGCGGCCGUUCAAACAUCACCUCGCUCAGCUGAAGUCUGCGGCAGGAAAGGGGGAGAGAGACAGAGAAAGAGAGAGAGAGGAGAGAGAAAGGGGAAUGGGAGGGGUGGGUGGGGAAGAAAGAAAUCAUGCCAUAACGAUGACACGUUGCAAAAAAAAUAAAUCAAAAAGCAAAUUGUUAGUCCUACUUAAAAAAUAAAUUGUUACUUUGAAUUGAAUAUUGACAGUGCCUCAAGCCUUAUUGAUGAGAAAGCUACUUUGCCAUUGCUUUAAUAAAGUCUUGUUGUUUUAUUAUUUAGCCUUAAGUCAUCGGAGUUUAACUGUUGAUAGUAAGGAUGCAAAGAUUACAGUUGCCUAUUAAUUGAUUUCAACAGCAAAUUAAACCCUGCCAUUGCUACUUGUUCCAACAAUUCCAGGGCCUCUGCUUUUCUCGACUUCCAUUCCAAACUUCUUGUUUGCAGAGGUUCCAACAGAUGAUGAUCAGGUCUGUUUUAUCCCGUUGCCUUAUCGUGUAACACUGCCAAUCUGGAAAUGAAUAUUCCACUUCCUUUUAUAUCUGUAGUGAGAUGCCCGUCAGAAUAGGCUUCAGGUCAGGUCCAAUAACAAGCCCAUGUUUUACAUGUUACCUUUAUGAUCCUUUUGCUUAAUUUAAGGGAAACCAUUGUUGGUCUACUUUUAGCACCCUUCUUCAGAUGGUUCCUAAUUUAUUGGAAGUGUUAUAUUUCUCAUCGUGCUGACAAAAAUUUGUUUCUGUGCACUUUGAUCGCAAGUAUCAGCUUUGUCAAGGAAUCUUAUUUACUGGUUUCCAGGUCAAUAGACUUUGGUGCAAACCAAAGAUGUGAAUCCAACCUCUGCUGAAGCCAUUCUGUCAGUGCUGGCUCCUUGUAAGAGAGAGGGAGAGAGAGAGAUUGCUGGUUGUUUUUUCUUUAGGGAAUUAGCUAAAUUUAAUUGGAAUUAGUGAUAUUUUGACAGUACAGUGCUCCACGCUAACUUCUCAAAUCCACCGUGAAUUCCUUCUUAGCAAGCCAGAGAUUGCUGGAUAGCAAUGAUGUCAACAUCCACCACAUCUGAUAAAUUGGACAAGAGACGAGUCAUUCACCAUGAAAUACCAAUGUUUAACUUGUUCAAUAGCGCGAUUCAUCAUUUCAAAUGUUCCUUUUACUGUUGAUUGGAAAUGACAGGGCCAUCACAUUUCUCCACGGGGAGACAAGAGGGAAAGCAAAUAAGAUCCACCGCAUGGGUUCUCGAUGGAAUUCAAUAGCCGUCAGAAAGAGUUUGUAAAUUAAUGUUUUGCAAAUGAAUAGAUUGAUUCAAAACUUGUUUCUACAGUUGGUCUGCCCAAGUUGAUUCAAUUUAGUCAGCUUCUAAGCAGUCCCGAAUUAGAAUCUUAUUUUUCUGCUGAGAUAUUUGUAUCAACUGCUGAAGAUCCGGUAUACCAAUGAUGUGAUCGAACUUAAAGCGGGGGAAUAAUCCAACACACAUCACUGCUUGUUUGCUGUCCACUGAUGCCAAUGUAAAACCAUGUGUGGUAAAUGAGACUCGGAUUGGAAAUGACUGUGAGGACUUUUGCAGUGGGAUAGUCUGGCAGCUCCCUGUACUCUUGCACGUUCAAUUAAUAGUGGGGAGGGUCCAAUUAGUGAGAAGAAGCUUGAAUGUUCCUGAUGUCUGAACAUCCCAGAUAGUUAAAAACAAAUUUGUGAUUUUUUUUCACCUAUGCUUUUCUGUACUUUAUGAGUUCCACAUAACUGUAAUCAGUGCAUCCUGUUUAGGAAGAGUAGCCUUUGAUCUGUAUUCACUUCAAAUCUUGUGCAUGCUGACGAAUCCUCCAGGAGUCGGCUUGACAAGUCAUACAUUGCAUACUUCAAAGACCUAAAGUGCUUUUACACUUUAAUUUUGCUGCUUGCCUGUGUGUUCGUAUGAACACACACACACACACACACACACACACUGACACUCCCUCUCCACUCCAUGCAACUUAGAACCAUGAGGUAUUUUAUCAACACAUUACAACAUCAUGACCUAUUUAGAAAGGAUUCUGUAUCAAUGUUAAUGGAUAUAUGUUAUCCAGCCUUCAAGCAGCUUGUUCUUUUGAACACCCCCCAGAUUAUUUCCCUUGGUGUGUAGGGAUAUUCAUCACAUGACUUGAGGGCCCUGAAUAAAUCCUUCCCAUACCUACUGUUUGUUGGGGUUCCUGCUUUAUAGUCGAACAUAUAGGAAGCUUCAUUAUAAGCAACUGGGAGAAAUUGUGUAAAAAGCUGCAUCUUUUCCAUCCCCAAAUACACAUCGAGGAAUUUUGGUUGAGUAGGUGUGCUCCCUUUAGUCAGAUCCAAGCCAAUUCUGAUCGUGCAAUUUUCCACGAAAAAGUCAUGCAAAAAUACAUCUAAGGCUGCUCCUCCAGUACCCUCCCUUGCUUUGGAUAAAGCAUCGUAGCAACUAUCCCCAGUAAGACUUUCUUCUUAUUUACGACUGGCCUAUUGACUGACGCCUUUCCCUAAUACGAUUUCAUAAGAUCUGAGAAAUAUUCCAACCAAAAUGUAUUGUCCAUCUGAUGGUGACUAAUUGAAAACACACUUAGAUAAAGAGCCCAUUUUUUAAUUUCAGGAAACAAGUGAAUUAAAAUUAUUUUAAGGGUUAAUAAGAUUGCACCAUGGGUAGUGUACUAAAACAGCACAUCAUGGAUCUCUGCAAUGGUAGGGACCAAUGAAAUGUGAUUACGUUUUACUUAAACAUUUUCUGGAGAGCUGGGUGCUAUGAGAAGAUACAAAUUAAUAGGACACCAUAAAAUGUACUUUAUUUGACUUUAAAAUGACUGCCUAUUCCCACCAUUUUAUCUCGUUUUGAUGCUCAUUAAUUAAAGAGGGCGAUCUCAUCACCAGAUAUUUAUUCAUUGUUACCUUCAAGUAUCUAAUGCUCUGCUUUAAAAAAAAAUUCCUAUUAAUAAGAAAUGCAUUAUUUCACAGUUUACUAUUAGACAACAGAGUGAUACGAGGCUGCUUUUUGAGUCUGUGUUUUGGGAUGUACUGCUCAUAUUAGCAGGCACAGAGUUUUUUUUAACCAAAAAAAGAAGGUUAAAUUCUGCCGUUAAUGAGGUUUGAACAGCUGAUGACUUUUAAUUGCCAUUUUCUUCCAAAAUCUUGUUUAAAAAAGGUGUAAGGACAACAUUACCAAGGUGGUUGAUGUUUAGAAUUCUUGUAUUUAUGUUUGUACAUGCCUUGGACUAAUAAAUUUAUGCAAAUAUGGCUUCACAAAGA